Messenger RNA from Solanum dulcamara, 3117 nucleotides. RefSeq lists its product as uncharacterized. The transcript is spliced from 3 exons. Gene Ontology annotation, molecular function: nucleic acid binding; aspartic-type endopeptidase activity. Gene Ontology annotation, biological process: DNA integration; proteolysis. Lineage: Eukaryota; Viridiplantae; Streptophyta; Magnoliopsida; Solanales; Solanaceae. The coding region runs from base 1 to 3117 and encodes 1038 amino acids. The record is from RefSeq and is a predicted model, not a curated record.
AUGGCCAUGUUAUGGUGGAAGCGCAAAGAGUCCGAGAUCGGGAAGGGUCUAUGCACCAUCAAUACCUGGGAGCAGUUUUGGGACGAGUUCAAGAAGGCCUUCUUCCCCAACAAUGUCAUCUAUGAGGCCAAACGCAAGUUUCGGGAGCUGAAGCAUACGGGUAGCAUACGUGCCUAUGUGAAGGAGUUCACUACCCUUACGCUUCAAAUCCCCAACCUUACAGAUGAAGAUAUGCUCUUCCACUUUAUGGAUGGGCUGCAGAGUUGGGCCAAGACGGAGUUGGAGCGCCGUCAAGUCAGCACCAUCGAUGAGGCCAUCACCCAAGCCGAAGCCUUGACGGACUUUAAGCAUGACAGGCAUGACAGAGGCAAGGGCAAAGAAAUAAGGAGUAGUCAUGCCAAAGGUAGGGGAUAUCGUGGAAAAGGCAAAGAGCAACAUCCUCCACCCAAGAGCCAUGAUUCCAACAAGUUCGACGGUAAGAGGUUCGGGCGACAGGGCUACGCCGAGAGAAAAGAGCAGACCACAAAGGGCAGCGGCUGCUACAUAUGUGGAGGUCCUCAUGGCUAUGCUAGGUGUCCGAAGAUGAAGAACCUUGGUGCCAUACUGCGGGAGCGAAAGGACAAGGAAGUAGACCAAGGGCAGGGCUCGGACACAACUCAGCUAGGCAUGAUCGGGCUAUGUGGAGCCAUUGCAAAGCAAGCUGAGAAGGCGGGGGACUACUCUGCCCAAUAUAUUGACAUAUCCAUCAACGGACGACCAGCUCGUGCCAUGGUGGAUUCUGGAGCAGAAGCCAACAUCAUGACCAAGACGGCGGCAGCAAGGUUGGGGCUACGUUAUGGGCCAAGCAACACCCACCUGAAGACGGUCAAUGCCCCAUUGACUCCCAUGUGCGGAGUCGCUCAUGGAGUGGACAUCACGUUGGGCAAGUGGCAAGGUAAGACAAGCUUCACUGUCGCCCCCUUAGAUAUCUUUGAUAUCAUCCUUGGACAGGAGUUCUUCCAACGGUACCACACGAUGAUCGAUCCCUACCUCCAACAACUCUUGGUGAUGGAGCGAGAGGGACCCUGCAUGGUACCUCUAGUCAAGAUGCCAAAGAAGGAAGGACAAGCCCACCUAUCGGCCAUGCAGCUUGUGAAGGGCCUAAAGAAGGAGGAGCCGAAGUUCGUAGCCACCAUUGCGAGCUUGGAUGAAGGCAAUGGUGCUAAGGAGACCUUACCACCUUGCAUAGAGAAGGUGCUUGAAGAAAACAAGGACGUGAUGCUCGAAGAGUUGCCAGGACACCUACCUCCAAGGCGCGAGGUAGACCACAGGAUCGAGCUGGAGCCAGGAGCAAGGCCGCCCGCAUACCCAUCAUGCCGCAUGGCUCCACCCGAGUUAGAGGAGCUGAGGAAGCAGUUGAAAGAGCUCCUUGAGGCCGGUCAUAUCCGUCCAUCCAAGGCACCUUAUGGCGCGCCGGUGUUGUUUCAAAGGAAGAAGGAUGGCUCACUUGGACAGGCCAAGUACUUCACCAAGGUGGAUUUAAGGAAGGGCUACUACCAGGUACGCAUAGCAGAGGGAGAUGAACCAAAGACAACAUGUGUGACGAGGUAUGGAGCUUACGAGUGGUUGGUGAUGCCCUUCGGCUUAACCAAUGCACCCGCCACCUUUUGCACAUUAAUGAACAAAAUCUUCCACCCCUACUUAGAUCGGUUUGUGGUAGUCUACUUGGAUGACAUAGUCAUCUACAGCAAUACCUUGGAUGAGCACGUGGAGCAUCUAAAGAAAGUAUUCCAAGUCUUGCACGAGAAUGAGCUUUUCAUCAAGCGGGAGAAGUGCGAGUUCGCCCAACAUGAAGUGCACUUCUUGGGACAUGUUAUCAGCCAGGGAGAGCUACGGAUGGACGAAGCAAAAGUUCGGGCCAUCAAAGAGUGGGAGGCGCCCACAAAGGUAACCGAACUUAGAUCUUUUCUUGGACUUGCUAACUAUUACCGCAGGUUCAUAAGCGCCUACUCCGCUAAAGCCGCUCCACUUACUGAGCUAUUGAAGAAGAAUAAGCCAUGGGUUUGGAGCGAGGAGUGCAAAGAGGCCUUUGAAGACCUCAAGGCUGCCGUGAUAGAGGAGUCGGUCCUAGCGUUGCCUGACUUCACAUUCGAAGUGCAUACGGACGCCUCUGACUAUGCCAUUGGAGGAGUAUUGAUGCAAGAGAGGCAUCCUAUUGCCUUCGAGAGCCGCAAGCUGAACGAGACAGAACGGCGGAAGAUCGAGCUGGCGGCCAUCACCACAGCACAUUGUGAUAUCCAGGACGCAAUCAAGGAUGGUCUGCAGCAUGAUCCAGAGGCAAAGCGACUUAUGGAGUUAGCCACUCAAGGCAAGACAAGGCGCUUCUGGGUAGAAGAUGGACUUCUGCUUACCGCCGGACGAAGGAUCUAUGUGCCGAAAUUCGGAACUAUCAGGCGAUGGAUCAUGAAGGAAAGCCAUGACACUUUGUGGGCCGCACAUCCAGGGCAGCAUCGCACGAGGGCAUUGAUUGUGGCGAUUUACUAUUGGCCACACAUGCGGGACGAUAUUGAAUGCUAUGUGCAGACGUGUCUGGUAUGCCAGCAAGACAAAGUAGAACAACGUCAACCAGGAGGACUCUUGGAGCCCCUGCCUGUAGCGGAGCGUCCAUGGGAAAGCGUGACCAUGGACUUCAUCAUAUGCUUACCGAAGUCCGACGGGUACGGGACGAUUAUGGUCGUGGUGGACAGGUUUUCCAAGUAUGCCAGCUUCAUGCCCGCCACGGCAGGUUGCACUGCUAAGGAGGCUGCCAGGCUAUUCUUCAAGAAUGUGGUGAAGUAUUGGGGAUUGCCAAGGCACAUCAUCAGUGACAGAGACCCACGCUUCACCGGGAACUUUUGGAGAGAAUUGUUAGAGAUUUUUGGCACGAAACUGCAUUUCUCCACUAGUUUCCACCCGCAAACAGACGGCCAGACGGAGCGAGUCAAUGCCUUACUGGAGUGCUACUUGAGGCACUUUGUGAGCUCCCAUCAGAAGGAUUGGGCAAGACUACUAGACAUAGCCCAAUUCUCUUACAACCUACAGCGGAGUGAGGCCACAGGGCGGACACCAUUCGAGCUAACCACAGGCCAACAACCAUAA